CCAUUAAUUGCAUGUAAGUACUUCUCCUAUACAUUUGAUUGUAUCAGACAAUCGGUGAUCGAAAGUUUCCCAAAAAAUUCGUCAUGGUGUUCAUAUUUCCAACUCUUCUGUCUAUGAAACUCAAACCACUUUUGCUGCUUCAUGUGAUGUACUUUUGUUCAUUUGCAAUGGCUGCUUCUCCUAUUUCUUCUGAGAUUGCUUUAGAAGCAAAUGCUUUGUUGAAGUGGAAAGCCAGCCUAGACAACCAAAGUCAAGCUUCUCUCUCUUCAUGGAUUGGCAAUAAUCCUUGCAAUUGGCUUGGAAUUACAUGUGAUGUGUCCAAUUCUGUUUCCAACAUAAAUCUUACACGUGUUGGGUUAAGAGGUACGCUUCAAAGUCUUAAUUUCUCAUUACUUCCAAACAUCCUCAUACUGAAUAUAAGCUACAACUCCUUGUCUGGAAGUAUUCCUCCUCAAAUUGAUGCCUUGUCCAAUCUCAACACUCUUGACUUGUCCACUAAUAAACUCUCUGGUAGCAUUCCCAACACCAUUGGUAAUUUGUCCAAACUACAAUAUCUUAAUCUUAGUGCCAAUGGUCUAUCUGGGUCUAUUCCUAAUGAAGUGGGAAAUCUCAAUUCUCUUCUCACAUUCGAUAUAUUUUCCAACAAUCUCUCUGGACCAAUUCCACCUUCAUUAGGUAACUUACCCCAUUUGCAAUCCAUUCAUAUUUUUGAAAAUCAACUCUCUGGGUCCAUUCCUUCCACUCUAGGAAAUUUGUCCAAGCUCACUAUGUUAUCUUUAUCAUCAAACAAACUCACUGGGUCCAUUCCUCCCUCUAUUGGAAAUUUAACAAAUGCUAAAGUGAUAUGUUUUAUUGGAAAUGAUCUUAGUGGUGAGAUUCCAAUAGAAUUGGAGAAGCUUACUGGUUUGGAAUGUUUGCAGCUAGCUGAUAAUAAUUUUAUAGGCCAAAUACCUCAAAAUGUUUGCCUCGGUGGAAACUUGAAAUACUUUACUGCGGGGAAUAACAAUUUCACUGGCCAAAUUCCUGAGAGUUUGAGGAAGUGCUACAGCCUUAAAAGACUCAGGCUUCAGCAAAACCUUCUAUCCGGGGAUAUCACAGAUUUUUUUGAUGUACUUCCAAACUUGAACUACAUCGAUUUGAGUGAAAAUAAUUUUCAUGGUCACAUUUCACCUAAGUGGGGAAAGUUCCAUAGCCUCACAAGCCUCAUGAUCUCCAACAAUAAUUUGUCAGGUGUUAUUCCACCAGAACUAGGUGGAGCGUUCAACUUACGCGUACUUCACCUAUCCUCAAACCAUCUUACAGGAACCAUUCCUCAAGAAUUAUGCAACAUGACCUUCUUGUUUGAUCUCUUGAUCAGCAACAAUAAUCUUUCAGGAAAUAUCCCUAUAGAAAUAUCAUCGCUGCAAGAACUUAAAUUUUUGGAGCUUGGCUCAAAUGAUUUGACUGACUCAAUCCCGGGACAACUUGGAGAUUUGCUCAAUUUAUUGUCCAUGGAUCUGAGCCAGAAUAGAUUUGAGGGAAAUAUUCCUUCAGAUAUUGGCAAUCUGAAAUAUCUUACAAGUCUUGAUCUCAGUGGAAAUUUGCUGAGUGGAACAAUACCACCCACGCUUGGAGGAAUAAAAGGCUUAGAAAGAUUGAAUCUCUCACACAAUAGUCUUUCAGGUGGUCUCUCUAGCUUGGAUGAUAUGAUAAGCUUGACAUCUUUUGAUAUAUCAUACAAUCAGUUUGAGGGUCCACUUCCAAACAUUCUAGCCCUCCAAAAUACUUCAAUUGAAGCAUUGAGAAAUAAUAAAGGCUUGUGUGGCAAUGUCACUGGCUUGGAGCCUUGCACAACAUCAACUGCGAAGAAAUCUCAUAGUCAUAUGACAAAGAAAGUCUUAAUAUCAGUUUUACCCCUUAGUUUGGUCAUUCUAAUGCUUGCAUUAUCUGUUUUCGGAGUCUGGUAUCAUUUACGCCAAAAUUCAAAGAAAAAACAAGACCAGGCUACAGAUUUACUAUCUCCAAGGAGUCCAAACUUAUUAUUACCAACGUGGAGUUUGGGUGGCAAAAUGAUGUUCGAGAAUAUUAUUGAAGCCACAGAAUAUUUUGACGACAAAUAUCUUAUUGGGGUUGGAGGGCAAGGACGUGUUUACAAAGCCAUGUUGCCUACAGGUGAAGUCGUAGCUGUGAAGAAACUCCAUUCAAUUCCAAAUGGAGAAAUGCUCAAUCAGAAAGCUUUCACAAGUGAGAUCCAAGCUUUGACAGAAAUCCGACAUCGUAACAUUGUAAAGUUACAUGGGUUUUGUUCACAUUCACAAUACUCAUUUUUGGUGUGUGAGUUUCUGGAGAUGGGCGACGUCAAGAAGAUUUUGAAGGAUGAUGAACAAGCAAUUGCGUUUGAUUGGAAUAAAAGGGUGGAUGUUGUUAAGGGUGUAGCAAAUGCUUUAUGCUAUAUGCAUCAUGAUUGCUCACCUCCAAUCGUUCAUCGUGAUAUAUCAAGCAAGAAUGUUCUUUUGGAUUCCGAUUAUGUAGCUCAUGUCUCAGACUUCGGAACAGCCAAGUUUCUUAAUCCAGAUUCAUCCAAUUGGACCUCCUUUGCAGGAACCUUUGGAUAUGCUGCUCCAGAACUUGCAUACACAAUGGAAGCAAAUGAGAAAUGUGACGUGUAUAGCUUUGGGGUCUUAGCAUUGGAAAUAUUGUUUGGAGAGCACCCUGGUGAUGUUACAUCUUCUCUAUUGCUAUCAUCUUCAUCGAUUGGUGCUACCUCAACACUAGAUCAUAUGUCAUUGAUGGUUAAGUUGGAUGAACGUCUCCCUCAUCCAACUAGCCCUAUUGACAAGGAGGUGAUAUCGAUUGUGAAGAUAGCAAUUGCCUGCUUGACUGAAAGCCCGCGAUCUCGCCCUACCAUGGAGCAGGUUGCCAAGGAGCUUGCAAUGUCUUCGAGGUCAUCUUCAAUGUCACCACGGACACACACACACCUGAAAGACUGAACAUACUAAACAUGCUCCAGUUCUACUGUUCUUUUUGUGUUUUCUUGUAUUGUCACUCACUUUUCUUAUACUAAUCUUUUUCAUGUCUUCAAAAAUAAAACCUGUAAGCUUUACUUUCUAUCCUCUGCUAUUAAAAAGAAGGAAACAGGGUUAGCGUUUGCAAAGUAUUAUUUUUGCUCUA
Glycine soja is the source of this 3150-nucleotide messenger RNA. RefSeq names its product MDIS1-interacting receptor like kinase 2-like. The coding region runs from base 84 to 2969 and encodes 961 amino acids. The transcript is spliced from 2 exons. Gene Ontology annotation, molecular function: protein kinase activity; protein binding; ATP binding. Lineage: Eukaryota; Viridiplantae; Streptophyta; Magnoliopsida; Fabales; Fabaceae. Gene Ontology annotation, biological process: protein phosphorylation. The record is from RefSeq and is a predicted model, not a curated record.